GGUCACGCUGGAUGAGUCACGGGAGGCUGGGAGCUCCUCGGCAGCAGUUUUUCUAAUCAUAAUCCCCAGUACGCUCGCCAGUUGAAUAUGACUGGAUCCGCCAUGAAUAACGGUAUCGUGGAGCGCGUGGGAUACAUCACCCGGGUCCAGAGCUUCAGCGCAUGCCACCGCCUGCACAGCAUUCAUCUGACCGAUGAAGAUAAUGUAAAAGUCUACGGGAAAUGUAACAAUCCUCACGGGCAUGGACACAACUACAGAGUGGAGGUUACAGUGCGUGGAAAGAUCGAUAAUACCACGGGCAUGAUAAUGAACCUGACCGACUUGAAGAGGUGUAUAGAGGAAGUCAUCAUGAUUCCGCUUGAUCAUAAGAACCUGGAUAAGGAUGUCCCGUAUUUCACCAAUAUUGCCAGCACAACUGAGAACCUGGCUGUUUACAUAUGGAACAACAUGGUGAAGGCAAUUGCACCGAACAUGCUGUAUGAAAUCAAAAUUCACGAGACCGAUAAGAAUAUUGUCAUAUACAGAGGAGAGUAGACGUCAAGACGUAUUUUCUUUACAAGUGCCGUGUAUGAACUUUGUGUGGUUUGUCUACUCCGACCUCAUAAAAAGUGUUGUUAGACACAUGUGUCUUAUCAGGCUGGUACUUUUUUUUAGUUUGGCAAAGUCUUGUUACUUCCAUAACAAAUGCAGUUUGAUUUUAUUUAUGGAUAGCCCCUUGAGAUGAACAGCCAUCUGUUUUUUUUUGAGAGGGGGCGGGUCACAAUAAUUUAAAGAGAUGCUCAAUGUAAUUUUUUUUCACUGUAAAAAUACAUUUUAAUCAGCGAUUGUGAAUGUUUUUGUGUGUGACAAAAAUCUGUGUGCAUUUCUAUUCAAAUGAAUUCUGAAAUGAAAUCCUCUCGCCAUUUGAGCUCCAGUUCUCAAAUCUUCUUCUCUGCGCUUUUUACACCCGACAUUGCAAUGUUUGGAUAUUCUAACUGUGAAAUCCAUAAGCAGUCAUUUAGAAUUCCAUAUUUUUGUGUGAGGGUGUGAAUCUGCAUUUCAAUGACACCUAACCUUAGACCUUCCUGGGGCAUUAGUCAAAGUUCCAACCAAAUCUGACCAGGCUUCAUCAAUUCAUGCAACAUCGUUGGCGGGAAACUCGGGGGAAUAAAGUAUGUGGGGCUGCCUCAGUGCCAAUAGCAGCCCUGCCUGUUGGAGUUUGCAUGUUCUCCCCAUGCCUGCCUGGGUUUUCUCCGGGCACUCCAGUUUCCUCCCACAUCCCAAAAACAUGCAACAUUAAUUGGACACUCUAAAUUGCCCCUAAGUGUGAUUGGGAGUGUAACUGUUGUCUGUCUCCAUGUGCCCUGUGAUUGGCUGGCAACCAGUUCAGCGUGUACCCCGCAUACUGCCCGAUGAUAGCUGGGAUAGGCUGUAAGCACUCCUGCGGCCCUUGUGUGGAAGAGCGGCUCAGAAAAUGGAUGAAUGAAUUGAUGGUUGUGCAAAUGAAUUGAAAAUAUGUCAUUCUUACCACCAGAUGGCGACCUAUCCUAAUAGUACUGGUCUACUGGUAUAUUCACAUGAGGUAAAUAAUUCUAUUAAUAAGAAUAGCUUUGUGAAAAUGUAAAUAGUUGUGAUCUGGAUACUGGAAAAUUCUUGGACUUUGAACUGGAUAUAGGAUGUCUAUUCAAAAUGGUGGCAUGGCAUGUCCUAGAAAAACUAUACUAGAUACUUUGAAGGUUUGGUAUUUCUUUUUUAUAUUUGUCACCACUUAAACAAUAACAAUAAAACUCUUCAAGUGAGGGUUAAAUUGUAGUUUCUUUAAAUAAGGUUCAAUGCAAACAGCCUUUUUGGUUGGGAGGCAAAAUAAUGAUUGUAUGAUGAAGGAUUUUGUGGGGUAGGAGUUGGGGGUGGUGGCGCUGGGGGGAUAGUGGCCCCAUAUCCCACUAGAUCCACACCUGCUAAAUAUGACAAACAAUGAGCAGCAGCUGCUCAGCUUUACAUUCAUACCCAACCAAAAGCAGUCCAGUAUUAAAAAAUGAUGGUAAAUCCCCUGUAUGUCAUACAAAAGAAAACGGAGCAAAUUAGCACAUUUGAAUAUUUUUUUCUGGAUGAACCAUAAAUUAUUGGAUUUUUGGAAGGGAAGAAAACUGCUCGGUGGAUCUAUAGUUGAGCACUGCGAUCUCUGCCCUUUGUUCAUAAUUUCCACUGAACUUGAAUGAUAUACACUACAAUAAAGUAUUGUAAAUGGUUAAUAGCAUUAACACUUUUUUUUUUUUAUGUGGGAUGCAAUAUACUAUUUGACUGGACAGCCUCAGGGCCACCACCACUGUACUGCUUCUUGUCCAACAGUAAGUGGUUUUCUUUAGCAAAUGGCACUGAGCCAGAGUAAAUCCCUGCUGCAGAAACUACAAUAACAUAAGGGUGUGACAAAGCCAUUCUUCUUAAAUCUGCAAAAUAUUCAUAUGCUAGGAACUUUCUGGAAGAAUGUGGAAAGAGUGACUUAAUUGUGGUAAAUUGUGCUCUUGAUAUGCUUUUGAAUGGCAGACUGCUUAUUUAAACAUUCUGUAUAAGGGGAGUGACUCCUUUCAAAUAGUAAAAUGUGGUUAUAGUAUAUGAUACUUGAUGUAUCACAUUGGCAGUAGCUGUGUUAUCCACUUGUGUUUCGGCUUUUGCAACAUGUAUAUUUUCAGAGCUAUAAAUUCUGAAAUUUAAGGCAAUGACUACCAUAAAUUAUGAAUGCAAAGAGCCGAAAGGUUUUCUCGGAAACUUACUAGCUUAUUAAAUACAAAUUGAAUGUUUUUUUUUUUUUUCAGCUCACCUAAUUUCGAGCAAAUCAGAGGUCAGCCGGUCACCUGGAAUGGAUUGCGUUUUUUUCUUUCUGCUGCAAUAACACAUCCCACACAGCAGGGACACAUAUUUUCCAUAUGUUUUGCUCCCCUAGGGAUACAAAAUGUCGAUCAAGCUGCAAGUAUAAGUGGUAGAAGAGGAAUGUGUGCCGUAAUCUGUACUUGCGCUCGAUGGGCGCCUAAUAAGGGUUGAUGCUCCCCUCAGUGACAUGUGAUGAGCUGAGAUCAUCAUCAAAGGAAGCUCACAGAUCUUGGAGCUUUACCUGUUUGACCUGCUGCGCUAAAAGUCCGUCGGAAUCAGGGAAAACCAGGUCAGGGAAAGCUUUUUCUUAUUUUAAUUUCGAGACAUCUUAACAUGGAAAAAAGCUGUGUUUGAUGCUCGUUGCUUUUUAGUGUUGCAGUUGCAAACCUGAUGUACUUUGCUUUGCACAUCACAACACAAAUAACUGAUAGUGCGGAUAAUAGUGUGAAACUGGAAAAUAUACUGUGUAUGGAACGGCCUGGCGCCUUGCUAAUGACCAUCUGUAAAUUUUGCAAACUUAAACUUUUUUUUUUCUUUCCCUGAGAGCAAAAGGUUACAUUCUUGAACUCACAUGUUGACAUCCGUUCAACCUGGCACUCUAUAAAACAUAAGCCAGAAACUGUUAACUGAGUCCUUGUCAGACCAAAAUCUUACAAUGAGCAAAAAUUUUUUUCACACUUUCAGGGUGGUAAAAUUUUUAAAUGAACAUAAACUUGCAUAAAAACAUGCGUCUCCUUUUGUUGGCGCUGUAAUGAAGUAAAUAUUGUGUAUGCUGUGUUUUUGAAUCAGAAUUAAAAUUAU
Messenger RNA from Syngnathoides biaculeatus (alligator pipefish), 3648 nucleotides. It is a transcript of the gene pts, whose product is annotated as 6-pyruvoyltetrahydropterin synthase. Gene Ontology annotation, cellular component: mitochondrion. NCBI's taxonomy places the organism in Eukaryota, Metazoa, Chordata, Actinopteri, Syngnathiformes, Syngnathidae. Gene Ontology annotation, biological process: tetrahydrobiopterin biosynthetic process. Bases 88 to 534 code for a protein of 148 amino acids. Gene Ontology annotation, molecular function: 6-pyruvoyltetrahydropterin synthase activity. The transcript is spliced from 6 exons. The record is from RefSeq and is a predicted model, not a curated record.